CCAAGAUUCAAGAUGGAGGAAUCGGAACAGACCGCACAAGCUAACACUGUAGAGGAGCCACUAGAUCUGGUGCGGCUGAGUCUCGACGAAAGAAUAUACGUCAAGAUGAGGAAUGAUCGGGAGCUGCUGGGGAGACUUCAUGCAUAUGAUCAACAUUUGAACAUGAUUCUCGGUGAAGUUGAAGAGACCGUCACAACACUCGAAAUCGAUGAAGAAACAUUUGAAGAAAUUUAUAAGUCGACAAAGCGGAAUAUUCCGAUGCUGUUCGUCCGGGGAGAUGGUGUUAUUUUGGUCUCUCCGCCAAAGAGGAACGUAUGAACACUCUCUCGUCUUCUUCUUAAGGACCUUUGUUUGUGAGUCGUCGGAUAUCAACAGGGAAAAGACAGAGAACUAAUGACAGAAUGUGCUACUUCAUGUACUAUUACGAUGCAGCUCCCAAUUUAAAGACUUCAUUAUGAAUACUUGAUAGUGUUAGUGAGAAAGGAAUUUGAACUGGGCAAGUGUCUGAGAAUGGGUUACGUUUUUCUAUAGAUCAAGCGAUCUAGAGAAAAAAAUUUUUAUGAUGUCACGUGCUGUGACGUUUCUUAUCAAUAUGGGGAAAAAUAGAGUCUAAUGGAAAUUGUAUUGGAGGAUCAAUUAGGUUACUCACUUUGUCUGCAUGGCAGGUGUCUUCUGAGUGGGCUACAGGGGCAUUCAUGUCACUUUUUCUUCUUACCCUGGUGUCAUGUCUUUAAGUCUGAGUUGAUGAAAUAGCUUGUGACGUGAAACAAGGAAUGUGACGUCGUAAAUCUUAUGUAAACUUUGCCUUAUGGAUGAAUAUUGACAGUUAUCAUAUCAGGUUGCUGCUAGAGCUUUGGACAGUAACAGUCAUGUGUUCAUUGUUGAGGGUUUUGUAUGUUUUGUACACAGAUGAAAUAAACCAUAAAAGUAACUA
Molecule: messenger RNA, 934 nt
Organism: Lineus longissimus
Lineage: Eukaryota; Metazoa; Nemertea; Pilidiophora; Heteronemertea; Lineidae
Product: U6 snRNA-associated Sm-like protein LSm3
Exons: 4
Coding region: 13-318 (101 amino acids)
Biological process (GO): mRNA splicing, via spliceosome; P-body assembly
Cellular component (GO): catalytic step 2 spliceosome; P-body; Lsm1-7-Pat1 complex
Molecular function (GO): RNA binding
Source: RefSeq, a predicted model, not a curated record